Molecule: messenger RNA, 2802 nt
Organism: Magallana angulata
Lineage: Eukaryota; Metazoa; Mollusca; Bivalvia; Ostreida; Ostreidae
Product: microfibril-associated glycoprotein 4-like
Exons: 12
Coding region: 584-1645 (353 amino acids)
Source: RefSeq, a predicted model, not a curated record
AAUAAACAACCUUUUAGUUUAACUUCGUUUGAAGGCAUUUAAACAGGCGGAGAAAAGUUUGUUGUGUUUUAAUGUAACAAAUAUGUCUGAGAUUUCAAGAGAUUCGAGUUAUGAAAAAGUUGAAGCUGUAGAGGAAACAAAUGAGUAUGAGCGGCAUCCGGAUUAUGUAGAUCUAUCAGAUUCUACUUAUGAUAGGAUACCGGAUCAACACUUUGAUGGGCAAGAUUAUGUUGAGCUGAAAAAUUCGUAUAAUGAAUAUACGACACCUUCGGAUGUUCAGGAUUAUAACCUAAAGGAUUCCUUGCAAUAUGAAAAACCUAUACAAGUUGUUCGUCCAUUCAGCCAGUUACAACCACCAAAACAACCAAAUAAUUUUGUACCCGAACUCUUUAAAAAUGGAACACAAUAUCUACAUUAAAUCAGUGUGGAACACACCCAUGUACACAAUGAAAAACAGAAUACUUACCAGACUCUUGAAGUGGACAACACAGUUCUAAGCAGCAAUGAAAGGCACUCUAACAAAAGCAAACGACCUUGUAUUGUUGGGGUGGCGUUGCUUUUGACAAUAUUGAUAGCAAGCGGCAUGGCAAUAUUCUUAGUUUUCCACUUCAAGGAACAAGAAAACAAAUCGACGAUGUCAACAACGUCAUUUUUCACUUCUACCAUCAUGACAACUAUGGCAUCUUCUGUAUUAUCGUCGGUUACUACAACAUCACUUGCCCAAAGUACACCUAUCUCCCAAACGAUUGCGCCUACAACACUCUCCAAAACAGAAGCUGUUAAUACAUCAACCACAACAACAACUGUUAUCCCCACCACGGUUAUUACAACAACACUGAACUUAACUACCACAACAGUUAUACAAACGGCAAAUCCAGUAACAACUGUCCCCACCACGGAGCUUUCAACAACACCAAGCCCAGUUACUAAAACAGUUAUACAAACGACAAAUCCAGCAUCGACUAUUUCAUCAGCAGGUGUGUACAAGGACUGUCAAGAGCUUAAGAUAAAUGGCUAUAGAAACGAUGGAGUGUACACAAUAUAUCCAUAUCUUUCGAUACAAUCACCAGUCAUAGUUUACUGUGAUAUGACCACAGAUAACGGUGGAUGGACGGUUUUUCAACACAGAAGAGACGGAUCUGUAGAAUUUUAUCUUCUCUGGGACGAUUACAAAAAAGGAUUUGGGGACCCAAACGGAGAGUACUGGCUUGGAAACGAUCAUCUUCACCAAUUGACUUCAUUAGGAACUUCAGAUUUGUACGUGCGUCUCGAAAAAUUCACUGGCGGAUGGGCCUAUGCAAGAUAUAACAAUUUCACUGUAGCUGACGAAUCAUAUGGUUACAGAAUGAGAUUGAAAGCCAGGUCAUAUCAAGGAAAUGCAGGAGAUUCAAUUGAAAGUCAUGGAACUACCAAUACAAAUGGCUACAAGUUCAGCACAUCCGAUAUAGAUAACGAUUUUGCUCCCGCAAGCUGCGCCGUCGCACGUCAAGGAGCAUGGUGGCAUAACGUCUGUACGUGGGCAAAUCUGAAUGGACGUUAUGGAAACGGAAGUUGUAUAGUCAGUGAGAAUUGUAACUUCUGGUAUUCGCUGACUAACAGCUAUAGUGGAGUUAAGACGUCAUUCAUGAUGGUUCGGCGUGUUUGAUGAUGCCUUCGAAUUGUGUUUGAACGUUUAUAUAAUUAUGUUUAUAGACAAUAAAUAUAAGAAUGCUCGCAAUGUUUUAUUCGAUACAGAGUUGUAACAUGUAUCGAAGUGAAUAUAAUAUCGCUAACAAACACGUAUCGUUUUUUAUCAAUUUUAUUUGAUUCUUUACUAGCUAUAAAGUUUAAUUAGAAUAAUAAUCAGAAAGUGCAAACGGGCAACAUGACUUUUGUACUUCUAAGUAGUUGGACUUUAAUAAUCCCAUAAAAUAUGCAAUUUAUGCUAAUAUCAUCACGAAUACGUUUAAAUAUUUAUGAACAUAUUACUAUGACAUUGUACGGAUGAUGGAACAACAUGGACACAGCUUCGACGUGAAUGUGCAUGUAUAUGAAAUGGUAUAAUGUGCAAAAUAAUAUAACGUUUUAAUUUUUUGUGUAUAAGAAGACCAAAACACAGUUUACAUGUAUAACAACGCUUUAAAGGGACUUGUACACGAUUUGAGAUAAAAAAAAAAAAAACUUUAUUUUUUAUGUAUAAAAUGAUUUACUGGUGUAUUGAUUUAAAUGAUCGACUCGACCAAAAUAUGGAAUGUUUAUGUCAAGUUACAAGCGAAAUACAGAGGUAAGAAUUGGUUGUUAUGUAAACAAAGCUCGAGUCUUAUAGUUGUUUACAAAAUAUUUAAUGUAGAGAUUAACUAUUUCUUGGAAAAAUGACAUGUAAAAAAAAAUUAAAACUAAUUGAAUAUCUUCAUGAAUACAAUUAUCAGCAAAAGAAAGAUACAUCUGACUUAAACUUACACUAAUACGACACAUAUGUAAAAAUAACAAUCUUCGAGCUUUGUUUACAAAACAAAGAAGCGUGAAAUCUUUAUCUUGCUUAUAACUUUAUAAUUAUUUGACUUUCAAAUUUUGAUAUAGCAUUAAAAACUUCUAUAUUUAUCAGUAUAUGCAUUAAAAAUGGAAAAAAAAAUGAAAUUUUUUUUCAAAUCGUGUCAAAGCCCCUUUAAGCCUUUGGUAAGUUGUUUGCCGAAGAACCUAAUUAUCAAAUUUAUCGAAUGUGCAAUUACGUAUUUACAACAGGUUCUUUGUUUUAAAAAAAAGAUAAUUCAUUUUAGCUAGCUAGCAUAUCGCAUCAUAAAUGAUUUUUUCUAUACAAUUGUA